AGGUUCUUUUCUUUGUGAACCGGCGGCGCCAAAUUCCCGGAGAUCAAUAUGAUUGGUCGGACACAUAUUUAGAAGCGUGAAUCUUCCGUGCCUGAUCAUUUGUAUUCCUUUGCGGGCAGGGGCAGAAAAGGCGCACGUGUUGUCCUGUGCCUUCCCCUCCUGUCGGUCCCAAAUCCCAAUCUCAAGAAAUUCACUCGCACAGUCCCAGUCUCGCCGUCUCUUUGAAUCUUCUUCUCCUUGUUCAGCGGGUCGUACGGCAUUUCGGUUCUCAACAACAUGGCGGGAAGAAGAAGAAGGAAGCUAAAAUCGUUAACUGAAACCACAAGAGAAAGCAAAGAAAUAGCAAGAAAGGGGAAGAAGGUGAAGUUGGAGCUGCAGACUUGGUCUGACCUUCCUCCUGAACUUUUGGAGUUGAUAUUUUCCCACCUUACGCUACAUGAUAAUGUCCGUGCCUCAGUCGUCUGUAAAAGAUGGCACUCAGUUGCUAAUUCUGUUCGAGUGGUGAACCAAUGUCCAUGGAUCAUGUAUUUCCCCAAACGGGGUCACCUUUAUGAGUUCUAUGACCCAUCACGCCGGGAGGCUUAUUCCCUUGAGUUGCCAGAGUUGCAGGGAUCAAGGAUCUGUUACACAAAAGAUAGUUGGUUGCUCCUAUACAGACCUAGAAUCCAUUGUAUGUUCUUCUUUAACCCGUUUACACGGGAGGAGCUAAAGCUUCCUAGAUUCGAGCUGACCUAUCAGAUGGUCGCCUUCUCCUGUGCUCCCACGUCCCCGGAUUGUGUAGUUUUUACUGUGAAGCACAGUGGACCUACAGUUGUUGCUAUUAGCACUUAUCAACCUGGGGCGUCGGAGUGGACUACAGUUAAUUACCAGAACAGGUUGCCCUUUGUGAGUAGCACAUGGAAUAAACUUGUUUUCAGCAAUGGCGUUUUCUAUUGCCUCAGUAUCACGGGUUGGCUCGGGGUUUUUGAUCCCAAGGAGCAUACUUGGAACGUCCUUGUUGUGCCUCCACCUAAAUGUCCCAAUAACUUCUUUGCUAAGAAUCAGUGGAAGGGGAAAUUUAUGGCCGAGCAUAAGGGGGAAAUCCUAGUUAUUUAUACAUAUUGCAGUCAAAAUCCAAAUGUGUUCAAGUUGGAUCAUAGAAACAUGGUGUGGGAAGAAGUAAAAACUCUUGAAGAGGUGACCCUUUUUGCAAGUUUCUUGACAUCCCAUUCGAGGACUGAUCUUUCAGGGAUUAUGACUAACAGUAUCUACUUCUCUAAAGUUCGUUUCUAUGGGAAGCAGUGCAUAUCUUACUCUCUCCGUAGCAGGAGAUAUUAUCCGUGCAAGCAGUGUUAUGACUGUGGAGAUCAAGCUCCUUUUGAGAGUAUUUGGAUCGAGCCCCCGAAAGACCUAGCUCCCUUCUUUGCAGAAUGCUAGUCAGCUAAUGUUCGGAGCUCAAAUCAUUCUCUUCCUAAUGGAGUUCGAGAAAUCCUCCAUUAGUGGCUCUCCAGUUCUCCGACAAAAUCACAAUUAUCGGGUUUUGGUGGCUGUAGAAAGGAAGAGGACAUUGUUUGCCUCAAGUCUUCAUGUCACUGAGUUAUCUGACAUUUCAUUAGCACCCGCAGCAGAGCAAUACCUUCAUGCGGGGAAAAAAAAAGUGGACCUACUUUGUUUAUGUUGUGCCGGGAAUUAAUGUAUUCAUCCAUGAAAAACUAGUUCAACGUAUGAGAGUCAAUAGUUUAUCGUUGUUUCUUUGUACAGAAA
Molecule: messenger RNA, 1743 nt
Organism: Punica granatum (pomegranate)
Lineage: Eukaryota; Viridiplantae; Streptophyta; Magnoliopsida; Myrtales; Lythraceae
Source: RefSeq, a predicted model, not a curated record